AUGACUGAAACAUUCCAUGCGAAUACUGACACCAUGGGGAUCUUGUCGCUUCCUAGAGAAAUACACAUUGUAUUGGGGCAACACCUCGAUGUUAAGACUUUGGCAUAUCUAGUGCUUGUUUGUCGCGAAUUUCGGGAUACAUUUACGCCGAUUUUGUAUGCGCAAUGGUAUUCGGAAUUGAUACUUGAUGGACCGAGGAAGCCCGAUAUGCCUCCUUUACCGUCUAACAUUUCGCUGGCGAAGGAAGUGGAAGUCAGAAUUGAGGGUGAGUUUCGCGAUUGGGAUGAAGCUGAUUUUGAGGAGGAUUCGGAAGAUGAGGAAGUUCAGUCUUAUCGGGAGAAACUCAGGAAAGCCUUUGCAGAUUAUAUUUUGCGAAUUUUGAAGCUGGGCGUGGGUGUUCAGACUCUGAAACUAAUCGAUAAUGUAAAUGACGAUACUUUGUUCCAUGCCUUUACAGAAGAAAGUUUUCAAAAGGCUUUGCAGGCAUGUACAAAGCUUAAAAAGGUUCACAUGAACGGUAUUCCAGAUAGCACAAUCAUGUUGCAACAAUUCCAAGAUCUGUCAUUCCUAGAGCUUCACAAUUUCAGCAGCGAAACAACUGGAGUAGAAGAUAUUGCAAGACUGCUGUCCAGAUGUCCCCAUCUUAAGGUUCUAGUACUUGGACCUACAUACUAUGGAAGUUCGUUUGAACCGUAUCAUUUAAACACCAGAUUGAGGCGGAACAGCAAAUAUGCUCUGGAGCAUUUGUGUGAUUAUUAUCACACCAUAUGUGAAGCAAAACCUUUGCAGCUGAGCCGACUUGUCCUUCCAGCCGACUUAUCUCCUUUCAAGUCCGCAUCUGAAAGGGUCGAUAAUUAUCUAGAGAACCUGGCCAAUACAUCAUUCAUCAUUGACCUUGGAUUUUUCAAUGGUCUGAUCGCAGAGAACCCCAGCAACAGUGACGCUCAAUUUUGUGAUAUCGACUACAGGCUUCUUGAGAACGUGGGUCCCUUGCGCAGUAUUAAGGUCACCCGUCUCGACAGCGCACUCAGGGCCUGGAUGAAUGAUGAGGCAAGGAGGAUCACCGAUCUUCGAAAACUCGGAAUUACUCAGCUGUACAGCAUGUAUGACUCUCUCUUAGAAGAGUUCAACACGCUCGACCUCCCACGGUUAUCCGAGCUCUCAGUCAGAGAAGUGACGAAUGUACCAAACACUCCCAAUCUUCUAGCGCCUGUUUUAGAAAAGCCUCCAGGGUACGAUGUGCUAGCUCCAUACACAAUUCUUGAUAGGCUUCCAGGCCAUGGAAGAAGUCUCGCUAAACUCGGACUCUAUCUAGAUUUUGCUACUCAAUGGUCCCUUACAUAUUUAUGCAUAGGCCAACGUCGCAGCAGUACCGACGGUCUUCCAGGUCCCAAUCCAGACCCUGUUGUGUCGGCUCAUGACGCAUUAUGCUACAUAAAGCUAAUUUCCACGCUAUGUCCUUCACUACGGUAUGUGAAAAUCGCAUAUCGUGCAUGGAAGAUUAGUACUGGGUCACAGGCAUCUAUAGUUAAAGUGGACGAAAAUGAUGAGUUCUUUGAAGAGUGUUGGAGAUGGCGCGGUUGA
This is a messenger RNA of Botrytis sinoallii, 1584 nucleotides long. RefSeq lists its product as uncharacterized. The transcript has 4 exons. Gene Ontology annotation, molecular function: protein binding. The record is from RefSeq and is a predicted model, not a curated record. Lineage: Eukaryota; Fungi; Ascomycota; Leotiomycetes; Helotiales; Sclerotiniaceae. Bases 1 to 1584 code for a protein of 527 amino acids.